UGAUUUAAACCAACACACCCGAGUGGGAAACCGCAGGAAACAGCGAACAGCUGUCAACAAAAAACAGCCUUCAAACUUUAAAACUGUCCGCUGGAUUUGCUCUCCGGUCGCCAAAGUCAGCAUGGCCCGCGGACACCAGAAGAUUCAGUCCCAGCAGAAAAAUGCCAAGAAGCAGGCGGAGCUCAAGAAGUCUAAAGGACACGAUCAGAAAACGGCAGCCAAGGCCGCUCUGGUCUUCACCUGCGGGGUCUGCAGGUCGCAGAUGCCCGAUCCAAAAACAUUCAAGCAGCAUUUCGAGAGCAAACAUCCCAAGAACCCUCUGCCCCCGGAGCUGGAAGGCGUUGAGGCCUAAAGCAAACCCGCUGAUUCGGUACCGGACCCCGCACUACUCCCGUCGGAUCAAAGACUGUUGACCCUGAGCCCCCCGGCCCGCUCCUCACUGGUACACUGUUUGAGAACGAUGGCUCCAGCCUUGGCAAAAACGUCAGAUCAAUGUAUUACCUCAAUCUGCAGUCUGUCCUUUAUUAGCGUCUCUGGUGGAUUUCAUGGAUAAACGCUGAGCGGCUCCACGCUUUCAGCCUUUAUCCGUCUAACCGCAGCCCUGCGCUGAUUCCAGUGGGUCUGAUGUUAAAGGCGUUUGUGUUUUGUUUAGUUUUUUUGUUUUUUGGUUGUAGUAAUUGCUCCGUUGGUUUAGCUAAAGUUCCUGUGGUAAAGGCUCGUUUAUAACGGCGUUUCUGUGAUCAAAGCGGUGAUUGGAUUGAAUAAACUUUAAGGUGUUUUAAGGUGUUUAUCUGAAAUCACUGGACGUAGCCAGGAGUGACUGUAAAUCCUUUAAUUUUCUUUUUUCGCUGCAGAAAUUCUGAUCAAUCACUGGAGAUGUUUCAACGAGAGAUAUUGCAUCAAUAUUUAAGAUUAAGAUUCAUGCUUCUGUCACCUGGUUUCUGCACCAAUGUAAUAUAACGUUUUAAUAAAGUUUAACUUUGUUUAAUGA
Molecule: messenger RNA, 991 nt
Organism: Pygocentrus nattereri (red-bellied piranha)
Lineage: Eukaryota; Metazoa; Chordata; Actinopteri; Characiformes; Serrasalmidae
Gene: znf706
Product: zinc finger protein 706
Exons: 3
Coding region: 122-352 (76 amino acids)
Source: RefSeq, a predicted model, not a curated record